AUGCCGCCGGACUCUCUCCGUAGAUGCUCCAACCCGGCCACGGUUCGAGCUUGCGUCAACUGCCAGAGGCGGAAGAGCCGCUGCAUGAGAGGCAGCGCGCCCAACGACCCAUGUUCCUACUGCGCCAAAUCAGGCAAGACGUGCAGCUUCGAGAGCCCACCCGAUCGGACGCCUCUGACCCGGAAGAACCUCGACGCGGCCGAGCUCCGGUGCGCCCAGCUGCGAGACCUCCUGCGCUCGCUGGACCCGGACCUCGACAUCGAGUCGGCGCUCAAGGAGACGGACAGGCAGCGGGCGGAGAAGGAGGACAUCGGCAGCACCCUGCACACGCCGGACGAGGAGUCGGACGAGGUCACCCCCCAUAGCUACGAGUGGCACGAGGGAUCCCUUUCCCCCGAGUGCAAGUCCGCGACGCACGAGAACGACGGCAUGGCCAUGCUGUCGACCCACGACUCCGGAUACUUGGGGAGUAGUUCCGGUUCCCAGCUGCUCGGCGAGAUCGACUCCGUGAUCCACGUUUCCGAUGCAGCCAAGCAACAGCAGCAGCAGCAGCAGCAGCAGCAGCAACAGCAACAACAGCAACAACAGCAACAACAACAGAAUCAGCACCCAACGUCGCACCGCAAACGCCUGCGCAGAUCUUCAAGCUCGGCCGGGCAGGGGCUCGCGCCGACAGAGUGUCUCCAUCUCCAAUCCACGUACGUCGCCAGCCGGCUGAUAGACGCGUACUUCCUCCUCUACAACACGUCGUACCCCGUCCUGCACGAGAGGACGUUCCGCGAAAGGGUCGACGCGGGGCGCCGGCAACGUCCCGGCCACUCGCCGUGGCGGGUCGUCUACCAGAUGGUGCUGGCCAUCGGCCAUUGGCUUUCCAGCUCCGAGUCGGAGCAGCUGCAGUCGGGCUACUACAGCGCCGCGAGGUCGAGCCUGUCUCUCCAGAUGCUCGAGUCCGGCACCAUCGAGACCGUCCAGGCCUUCCUGCUCAUGAGCAACUACCUGCAGAAGAGGGACCGGACCAACACAGGCUACAACUUCGGCGGCCUGGCGUACAGGAUGGCGCUGGGUCUCGGGCUGCACCGCGAGCCGCCGGGGUCCGAGGAUACCCUGGGACAUGAGCGGCGUCGGCAGCUCUUCUGGACCAUCUACUGCUUUGAAAGCGGCUUCAACAUCACGACCGGAAGGCCGCCGGCAAUGUCCCAAGAUUUCAUCGACACCCGAGUGCCCCGGAACAUCGAUGACAAGGAGUUGCCGUUGAAGGCGCCCGUGCCCCCGUCGGUCGAUUACCCAACGACGUACUCGACCAUCAUUGCCCACGCAGAACUGGCCAAGAUCGCGGACGCCGUAUAUCACGAGUUCCUCCUGGCCAAGACCGCAGGCACCAAGAUCGAGUACCGCGUCGCCGAGACCCUGGAGCGAGACCUCAACCGCUGGCAGCAAGCUCUCCCCGCUUACUUCGUCGCCCCCGCCGCCGACUGUCCCUCGUGGUUCCGCGCGCCGAGGGCCGUGGUGCUCUGGAAGGAGCAGAACCUCCGCAUCCUCCUCUGGCGCGGGAGCCAGCUGCAGCACAGCUACCUCCCGACCAAGGUCGACGCCGAGGAGAAGUGCCUCGACGUCGCGAUGCAGAGCGUCCACGAUAUCGCCGCCUUCUGCCUGGCCUUGGAGGGCGCCCUGCACCAGGGCAUCAUCUGGUACGCCACGUACUUCCUGUUCCAGGCGACCCUGGUCCUCGAGGCGAACUACCUCACGCGGGCCGCCCAGUCGGAGCAGGACAGGGCCGCCUGGCAGCACUCCGUCUCUAAAUCCCGGGCGUGCCUGAAGGCGCUGGCGCCGAGGAGCAGGCCGGCCAAGCGGUGUCUGGAGAUGCUCGACCGCAUCCAUAGCCAGUUCCAGUACCUGCCGCAGCUCGAUCCCGAUCUGGACCGACAAACCUACUUUCAGAGUAGCAGCACGGCGCACCGGCCUGCGGAGUCUACUACUGCGUGUACGACGUUGCCGGCCAAUGACUUCAUAGCGCCGACGCCAAACUUUGUCAAUCUACCGAGCGAGAACGACUUUGCCUUCUACGGCGAAAGUCAACCGGUCUUCAGUGACGACGGUGCUGACCCGAGCUUACGAAUGCUAUUGAACGAGGCCUCUUUAGAUUUCAUGGAGAACAUGCCGCUCGACCUUUUACUGGGCGACUGGGCUACGUAG
This is a messenger RNA of Colletotrichum higginsianum IMI 349063, 2193 nucleotides long. RefSeq names its product C6 transcription factor. Gene Ontology annotation, molecular function: zinc ion binding; DNA-binding transcription factor activity, RNA polymerase II-specific; RNA polymerase II cis-regulatory region sequence-specific DNA binding. The record is from RefSeq and is a predicted model, not a curated record. The coding region runs from base 1 to 2193 and encodes 730 amino acids. Lineage: Eukaryota; Fungi; Ascomycota; Sordariomycetes; Glomerellales; Glomerellaceae. Gene Ontology annotation, biological process: positive regulation of transcription from RNA polymerase II promoter by galactose; DNA-templated transcription. Gene Ontology annotation, cellular component: nucleus. The transcript is spliced from 3 exons.